Molecule: messenger RNA, 1731 nt
Organism: Fragaria vesca subsp. vesca
Lineage: Eukaryota; Viridiplantae; Streptophyta; Magnoliopsida; Rosales; Rosaceae
Product: protein farnesyltransferase subunit beta-like
Exons: 15
Coding region: 28-1386 (452 amino acids)
Biological process (GO): protein farnesylation
Cellular component (GO): protein farnesyltransferase complex
Molecular function (GO): protein farnesyltransferase activity
Source: RefSeq, a predicted model, not a curated record
UGGGAGGGAGCUCAGAGGUAGACGAAGAUGGCGUUUCCAGUCGCAACGAGGACUCAGCGCGAGCAAUGGAUGGUCGAGAGUGAGGUACUCCGGAUAUACAAUCACUUCGAGGGCCUACCCCUCAGCGACCAAACCCGAAAGUUGAAACUUAAGCGGGAUGAUCACAUAAACUACUUGAUGAGAGGUCUCGGAAUACUGCCGGCCUCGUUCUCAUCUUUGGAUGCUAAUCGACCAUGGAUGUGUUACUGGAUUUUGCACUCGUUGGCUUUACUUGGGGCGCCUGUUGAGGAUGGAUUGAAGAAUAUAAUCAUUGACUUCCUCCGCCGUUGUCAGGACAAGAAUGGUGGAUUUGGCGGCGGACCUGGACAGAUGCCACAUCUUGCAACAACUUAUGCUGCAGUCAGUGCACUGAUUACUCUGGGAGGUCGUAGAGCUCUUUCAUCAAUUAAUAGACGCGAACUGUACACGUUUCUGCGGCGAAUGAAACAACCAAGCGGGGGCUUCAGGAUGCAUGAUGCUGGAGAAAUUGAUAUUCGGGCUUGCUACACUGCCAUUUCUGUAGCAAGUGUUUUGAACAUUCUGGAUCAUGAACUGGUUGAUAAUGUUGGUAAUUACAUUUUAAGUUGUCAGACUUAUGAAGGUGGUAUAUCUGGGGAACCUGGCUCUGAAGCUCAUGGUGGGUACACCUAUUGUGGGCUGGCAACAAUGAUUCUGAUUAAUGAGGUCAAUCAUUUGAACUUGCCUAGACUAAUUGAUUGGUUGGUCUUUCGACAUGGGGUGGAAUUUGGAUUUCAGGGGAGGACUAAUAAGUUGGUUGAUGGUUGCUACUCUUUCUGGCAGGGAGGUGCUUUUGCAUUAUUACAAAGACUACCUUCAGUUAGUGCGGAGCAAAUUGUGCUCCCAGAUGUGGGACACUGCAGUUUGGAUACAUCACACACUUCUACAACAGCUCAUAUAUCUGAAGUGGGCAAAAUUUCUAAAGGCACUUCAUCUCAGGUUGAUGACACUGGGGGUUUUAGACAGGAAGGGUUGAAUGUUCCCUUUCCAGUGAAUUACAGUGAUAUUGGAUAUGAUUUUAUCAACAGAAGCGUAGAAACGAAGCCGCUUUUCGAUGCCGUUGCAUUGCAGCAGUACAUACUCUUGUGCACACAGGCAGAGAAUGGUGGACUGAUAGACAAACCUGGCAAAAAUAAAGAUUUUUAUCACACAUGUUAUUGCCUAAGUGGUCUCUCGGUAUGUCAGCAUAUCUGCUCAGACGCUGGAUCUCCAGUUAUGGCUCGAGCAAUUAAAGGUCCCUCUUCCAAUCUGUUGAUCCCAAUUCAUCCUCUCUUCAACGUUGUCUUAGAUCAGUACAAUGAAGCGCGAGAAUUCUUCACAACACACUAGGCAGUAUCCAACUUCAAGGAAAAAGCACUUUAAUCCCUUACCCCUGUAGUGACGACAGACGAUGGUAUGCAGAACCUAUGGCUGAUCACCUUUCAAUAAUGGGCGUCCCACUAGAUGAGCAGCCUAACAGUUCUUGGAAGACUAUUUCAGGUGGUUCAAGUUGCACGCCCCCUGCGGCUUGUCAAUGUCGUAAUAGCUGACAUUACAGCGUGCUUAUUGGGUGGUUUUCGUGACGAUGCUACCGUUCAUAGACUUAUAAUGGAGUGUUCUGAUCUUCAACUUAAGAUGGAUUAUCAGCAUGAAUCGGGCUUUGAAUUGCUUCCAUUGCGUGAUGUUGACUAUCAU